AUGACGCAAAACAACAAACAGCCAAUCGAUAGUUUCUUGCCUUCCGGCGCCAUUGAACCUCAUCCGCGCACGUUCAACAUUCACGACUCGGGCGUCUCUCCUCUGAGUGGUGUGCCACGCAGCCUUCCAGAAGCCGUCUACCAUCCUGGAUCACAUUCUAGCACCCAUUCAUCUUCCUCUCCUCACACCAUGAUGCAAUCACGAUCACCCUCACAGCACCCAAACGGGCCUCCUAUCUCGCCGCCAAAGACCAGAAGUGCAAGUGCGGAAGACACAACAGCAGCUUUAAUGGAGGACUGGAGAGCGUAUGCGCAGAAGCUCCGGACCCAAUUCGAAGGCGAGAAGGCACACAUGCUGGCGGAUAGGACGCGGAUGGACGAGUUGAUGGCGGAGGAGCGAGACGUUUGGGACCGAGAGCGGAAAUAUCUAUUUUCGAGGAUCAACGAGUUGGAAAUUCAAUUGGAAAGCGCCAAAGCAACACAGGAAACCAGCUCUCCGCAAGCAUUAUUUAGUUCCAGAGUACCAGGCUCGAGAGCUCAUAAUGCAAGUCUCACCAGUGAGGGAAGGUCGGCGACCGGAAGUACGGACAGCAAUGCGAGGUCUAUUCCACAAGAGUCGGGACGAAAUGCAGAUGGAACGCCUUUCUAUGCGCCUGCUCCCCGAAAUCCUAGUCGUACUUUCAGUUCAUCAUCUGAGAAUGCUGAGCUCAGAGUCGACGAUAUUUCUGCUCCCAGGGAGACUCCAAUUUGCGUCACAAGCAAAGUCCUAAAGCCUGUAGACUUUCUUCAAUCUCCGCCAGGUACCACAGAAUUAAGCUCUAUACCGGAAACACCGGUCGACACCAUAGAUAUUUCACAAAUACAACCCAACCUUGAAGGCAUCCACAUCAAGGCAUCUGCGGUCAACCCCUCAUUUGUUGCUCAAGUUAUCAGUCCAGGAUACACUCCCUCAACGCUAUCGCCUUCGGUAAAAGCUCCAAGCAGAAUUCCGGCACAGGUUGAUGGCAUCACUAGUCCACCAAGUAGAAAGAGUGCUAGCCCAGAGGAGAAGGCUGCUGACAAAGUGAGGAAAACCUUGCAAGUUGCUGCUGUACCAGAGCCCGCUAGAUUGACAAUCCAUGCUGGACAUACACCAAGCCAUUCAAUAACCAAGCUCAAUGAAUAUUUUGGAACUGUGGACGGCACGAUCGCCGAGCUCGACGAAGAUACCACGCCGAGACAAAAUCCAGUCGACCAUUCUCAUCGUCCUUCAACCCGUCCAGUCAUUUUACUUGGUGGCGACGAUGUUGGGGACAAUAACGACGACGAAGAACAUGAUAAACCCCUCACCGGUCCGCUGAGCCUGACGAACGAUGCAGCAGCCGACGACUCGUUCCUCCAACAACUCCAAGCAAAACUCGAAGAAGCAAAACGCAGUGAAGGCAACAGCCCCGUCAGCGAAUCCGGUAGUAGCAUCACUAGCGCAAGUAGAUCUAGCAGACCUAGCAGAUCGAUGCGUAGCGACCCGGAUGAUAAGAGUGAUGAUGGACCAGUCCUGAGAUUAAAACCUAGUCUCAAUUUCGGACGACCGAUGGGGAGGAUUUAG
Glarea lozoyensis ATCC 20868 is the source of this 1584-nucleotide messenger RNA. RefSeq lists its product as uncharacterized. NCBI's taxonomy places the organism in Eukaryota, Fungi, Ascomycota, Leotiomycetes, Helotiales, Helotiaceae. The transcript has a single exon. The coding region runs from base 1 to 1584 and encodes 527 amino acids. The record is from RefSeq and is a predicted model, not a curated record.